This is a messenger RNA of Fonsecaea multimorphosa CBS 102226, 1323 nucleotides long. RefSeq lists its product as uncharacterized. Gene Ontology annotation, molecular function: cation binding; protein serine/threonine phosphatase activity. The record is from RefSeq and is a predicted model, not a curated record. Bases 1 to 1323 code for a protein of 440 amino acids. Gene Ontology annotation, biological process: protein dephosphorylation. The transcript has 7 exons. Lineage: Eukaryota; Fungi; Ascomycota; Eurotiomycetes; Chaetothyriales; Herpotrichiellaceae.
AUGGGUCAGACUCUGUCAGAGCCCGUGGUCGAAAAGAUAUCCGAUAGCGGCGCAGAUGACUGUGUUUACUAUGGCCUCUCAGCAAUGCAAGGAUGGCGUAUAAGUAUGGAAGACGCACACGCCGCAGUACUCGACCUACAACCCGACGAAAAUGGCAAACCUAAACAAUCAGCCCCUCCAGAUAAACGGUUAUCGUAUUUUGGUGUCUACGACGGGCAUGGUGGGGAAAAAGUCGCACAGUUCGCUGGGGAGAACAUCCACAAGAUUGUCGCAAAACAAGACGCAUUCUCCAAAGGAGACAUUGAACAAGCCUUGAAGGAUGGCUUUCUCGCCACCGACCGUGCAAUCCUCAAUGAUGCUCGCUACGAAGACGAGGUGUCCGGAUGUACCGCAUCCGUUGGCAUCAUAUCAAAGGACAAAAUAUGGGUGGCCAAUGCUGGAGACUCUCGCACUGUCCUCGGUGUCAAAGGGAGAGCAAAGCCCCUGUCCUUUGACCACAAACCCCAGAACGAAGGCGAGAAAGCCCGUAUAAGUGCCGCCGGAGGCUUUGUGGACUUUGGUCGAGUCAAUGGCAAUCUUGCCCUGUCACGUGCCAUAGGCGACUUUGAAUUCAAGAAGAGCGCCGACCUCUCCCCCGAGCAGCAGAUUGUCACAGCCUUUCCCGAUGUGAUCACGCAUGAAAUCUCGUCCGACGACGAGUUCUUAGUGAUUGCCUGCGACGGUAUAUGGGAUUGUCAAUCUUCGCAAGCCGUGAUCGAGUUUGUGCGGAGAGGUAUUGCUGCCAAACAAGAGCUACAGCUCAUUUGCGAGAAUAUGAUGGACAACUGCCUUGCGUCAAACAGUGAGACCGGAGGUGUUGGCUGUGACAAUAUGACGAUGAUUGUGAUCGGUCUGUUGAACGGGAAAAGCAAAGAGGAGUGGUAUGAGAUGAUCACUGAAUUCCGUGGACCAGGUGUCCGACACCAGUUUGAUCAUGACAGCCCGGACGAGUACGAGCUUGAUUUAGACCACCGGCCUCGAGGGUUUGCGGGUCGGAGUGGGAGGAUUAUUCUGCUUGGGGAUGGAACAGAGGUCCUGACAGAUUCAGACGAUACGGAAAUGUUCGAUCAAAGUGAAGAAGACAAAGAUGCGGCGAACCAGGUCAAGAAAGGCACCCCAGACACAUCAGAUAUCGAGUCUGCGCGAAGUGAACGCGAAGGCACUCCGGCUCCCCAAUCGGCAGGUGAUGAAUCGAAAGCAUCAAGUCACCAGGAUGCCUCGCACAGCAAAGACGCCGAGAACACAGGAACGGCAGACGAAACGACGCAGAAGGCUGCUGCCUGA